UAGAAAAAGAGGUUAUGAGCGCUUGGAAGCGAAUGCGCAUUGUUCAUAUAUGUUAUGCUACUUUUCCCGGUUAGUUAAUAAAGUACAGAAAGGGAAUUGAAUGCUUGAUUACUUCACGAAUCAAUAGUUAGUUAGUUAAUUUCUCGGACGGGAGUCGGCUCUUCAUCGUUCACCUAAAAGAGCCGGUUCAUUGAGCCGACUCGUUCGCGACCGACUCAUCACCAGAAGGGACAAUCCGGAAAGGAAACCCGAACCUCCACUACAGGAUUCGCAAUGAAGCUUCCCAUUAAAAUCUUUGUAUUCGGGAGUCUGGGGGCAGCUUUAAUCGCGCUCCAAUGGCGUGGCCCCACUUUUAGUGAAGAGUCUUUGAAAGGCGUGAGGGUGCUGGUGACUGGUGCGAGCACUGGCAUUGGAGAACAAGUGGCGUACCACUACGCCCGCAUGGGUGCUCAGAUUGUCAUCACAGCAAGAAGAGAACAUGUAUUAAAAGAGGUUGUAAAGAAGUGUCUGGAACUGGGAGCUCAGAAAGCCCUGUAUAUUGUCGCGGACAUGGCCGAAAUAGAUCAUGCAGACAAGGUGGUGGAAUUUGCUGAAGAGCAGCUUAAUGGGCUGGACUACAUGGUGCUUAACCACAUUGGGCCAAGUCCAUAUGGGAUGUGGGAUGGCGAUGUGGAUCACAUUCGAUGGCUCAUGCAGGUGAAUUUCCACAGUUAUGUGAAAAUGGCUGUGAAAGCUUUACCAGUCCUGGAGAAGACUAAUGGAUCAAUAAUGGUUGUCUCUUCCUUACUUGGUAAAAUGUGUUCACCAUUUGCAUUGCCAUACAUUGCAACCAAAUUUGCCCUGAAUGGCUUCUUCGGGAGUCUUCAGCAUGAGCUGGGUAUGAAGCGCAGCAACGUAACUGUCACUGUCUGCACCCUGGGCCUCAUCGACACAGAGUCAGCCAUGGAGAAAAUCAAAGGCUACAUUGACAUGCCUGCUUACCCUGCACAUGAGGCUGCGUAUCAGAUCAUUAAGGCUGGAGCGCUUUGUCAGAGCGAGGCCUUCUACCCCUGGUACACCUACUAUGUCACACUCUUCAGAGACUGGUUCCCUUACUACAGGGAUCAAGUUAUUAGGAACGCUUACAACUACCAACAGUAUUAAUGACUGUGGACUGGUGCUGCAGUGGAGUGGUGUCCCAGGGUAUAUACCUGCCACAUGCCCAGUGUUCUCCAGACCCACAGUGACUGACCGUGAUAAACAGUUCCUGAAAAGAAGAUGAAUGAAUAAAUGAGGUAACAAAUUGUGGCAUUCUAUUUUGAUAUACUUUUUAGUAUGGUGCUAUGCAAUUUGGGAUGCAGUCAUAAAGUGACAAUUGUGUUUUCCUAAUGUUCAGUACUCUUAGUACCUUGGCUAUAAGGGUAACCAAAUCAAAUCAGCAUGUGUACUUGGAUUAUUUUCACUGGUAAUGGAAAUAACUACAAAAUAUGGGCUCAUUUUCAUACUAGACUAUCUGGUGGUAAAGUGUUAUAUAAUACAUUGUAUAUGCUCUACAAAGGCAGUAUGGGUUUUUUAUGGGUUUUAAGGGUGCAAAGGGUAAAUGUGUUUAUGAUUCAUUACAACACAAACUCAAUGACUGUAGCACUUUUUAUCAUGGUAGGGUUUUUUUUUUUUGUCUUUACUUUGAUCUGUCCUCAAAGUUAUAAACCUUUUACUAGGAAAUCCAUUGUCAGACUGUGAAUGGAACGUGUGUCUCCUUACACCUUUAAAGGACAUGGGACAUGAAACAUAAAUGCACGCUAUAUCAGUUUCUUUCCAUUAAAAAUAUGAAAUAAUUGCAUCAACAAAUACAAAAAUAUCUAUUAAAUUCAGCAAAAUCGUUAUAUUCGUGAUGAUUAUAUGGCAUUUCUGCUCGAGCUCCGAUAUGCAUAUUUUACAACCGGAAGAGCCACUGUCACGUGAUCAUACGUCACAAAAACUUUCGGGUAUAGCACAAGCGGGUAGAUGAAUAUGGAGACGUGUGAAUCGUGAUGAUGACGAAUGCGACAAAAUAGUUUUUGUGUCUUGGAUGACAAGAAAAUUGUUUCGUUUUUAGAGUGUUUAACGUACAUUGAACAUCAUGGUGUAUUGCGACCUCCCAGUCAGUCAGACGUGCUGUUACUCCUGUUAGCAAUGUAGCUAGGCUCAGUAUGGCCAACGGUAUUUUUUGGGGCUGUAGUUAGAUGCGACCAAACUCUUCCAUGUUUUUCCUGUUUACAUAGGUUUAUAUGACCAGUGACAUGAAACCGAGUUCAGUUACACAAAUUGAAACGUGGCGAUUUUCUAUGCUAUGGAAAGUCCGCACUAUAAUGACAGGCGUACUAACACCUUCUGCGCGCUUCGACAGCGCAUUGAUACCUUCACUCGGAGUUGUACCAUUAUUUUUUAGACAGGGCGGACGGACCAGGGCAUUCGCCCGCCUGGCCGUGCCCGACGAGGAGCGCUCUCGGCCGGCUUGGGAGGCAGACGGCAGCCCCUCCUGGAAGUGUGGUUUUAUCAUGGGCCUCAUGCGGUAAGGAUUAGUAUUAUAAUUUUGGGUGUAUCAAUUAUUGAUUAUCAUAAUUCUGACUCGUUUCGCCAUUUUGAAUGUUUUCAUCUCGGACUCUGGAAGCAUUGUAUCUCAAUCAAUCUCGAAAAAUAUCAGCAAAAAAAAAAACUAGCUUGCAACGGACUUUAGCUAGAUCUAUGAUGAACUUUCAAUGUAUGAUACAAAAAUAAUACUUCUUUCAACAGAUCAUUAGCCUUUGAGCAGAAUUGUUUUUAACUUACCAGGAAGUGUUAUCGAGCCGACCGCUUUCAGUUUCAUGGGUCUUGAAUGAACUCUCACUCUCAGAAUCAUCUGACCCGUCAGAGUAAAGACAAGAUCCAUGUUCAUGUGAAUUUCCAGCUAUCGGUUCGAAUUGAUAGGGUCUAACUUCACAUCUCUGUGAAACAUCGGGAAUGUCACUGUCGAUGGUGUCCAUUUCGGUAACCUGUUUACAUUAGAUACCCAAGCGCUGGCUCCUUGAAAAGUUUUUGUGACGUCACGGGUCACGUGACCACUUAGCUAAUUAACGAAUCAUUGUUUUACACUGAUGUAUAAAAAAGUUGAAUAAUGUGAUGAUUUUCACAUUUUUGACGCCCUGCAGUGAUUUAGAUGGCAUUUCUUAUGUCCUUUAUACAUAAUUAUACCCAGAAAAAAAAUCCAUGUCCCAUGUCCUUUAACAAAUGCACUUCCUUCAAAUCAGUGGGCUUUGAAUAAAGGUUCUGAGGUGUGCUGAGUUGAGAUACCAUGCAGAAAUCCCCACUGUUAUUGCAUGAGUGAUUAGAUAUUGCAGCAGAAGUGCAAAACUUUUGACUGUUAAACUUUUUAUGACUCAUCUUUAAUAAAUGGAGCUUUCACUUGUGUAUUAACCAGUCUUUCUGAUAUGUACCUUUUGAAUGACAGAAUGUGAUGUCUUUAGCCACUACUAUUAGUAGCAUAGUUCAGUCUCUUUUCAAAGUAAACAUAUCUUUAUUCAUAUGUUAUUGUGGUAUCCAUGUUCUGAAUCCUAGAAACUGUAAAAACUCUUAUAUUUUCUCAGGCUUGAAAAGUACGGUCAACCUGAUGUAGCCUAAAUUCAGCUAGCUAAACCUUAUACCUUGCUUUUACUAACUUUAGCUUUUAGUUAGUAGUGUCCAACAUAUCGAUAGGUAAGUGCUAUUGCUUUUUCUUGGUUUUGUAAGAUAUGCUUAUAUGGUUUCUUGCUAGAUUUUUAAUAUAAUCAGUUAAAAGUCAGCUAGCUAGCAGCAGAGAAAACCAAACAGAAACUAUUUAUUUCUACCUUUGAUCAUUUUCAGGAAUUUCGCCAGUUUUUAAACUAGGAAAUCUUACUCUAGAGGCUAUAUUCAUCUAACAUUAUAUUCAUGUUGUUUGGCCAGAUGCUAGACUGCUCUUUUUACAAGCGUCACCUGAUUAAUUGCAAUAAUUAGAUACGUCCACUAGGAGGCAGUGGUCUGUUAUAAUAGUGACGUGGGCUGAAGUGUCUGGUCACCUUUUCUCAGCCAAAAUACAGAAUAUAAACUAGAGCAAUUCUAAUCUUUGUCUUCCACUGUCACACUGUGUGUACACUGUUUAUAUAAGUAUAAUAGAUAGAUAGAUAGAUAGAUAGAUAGAUAGAUAGAUAGAUAGAUAGAUAGAUAGAUAGAUAGAUAGAUAGAUAGAUAGAUAGAUAGAUAGAUAGAUAGAAGUGUUUUACUGGUAAAUACUCCACUCAUGUUUUUCAUACGAACUCCAUCGGGAACACUGAGUAACAUAUUGGCCUAAUGGUUAGAGAAGCAGCUUUAGGACCAAAAGGUCGCUGGUUUGAUUCUCUGGACCAGCAGGAAUGGUUGAAGUGCCCUUGAGCAAGGCACCUAACCCCCAACUGCUCCCCAGGCUGCUCUAGGUAUGUUGUAUGUCACUCUGCUAAAUGCCAUUAAUGUAAUAUUUAUGAAUUGUUUUGAUAAAUUUGGGUACUUUUUGUUUGUGAAUGUGUCUGUAUAAUAAAAAGAAAAACACACAUUG
Neoarius graeffei (lesser salmon catfish) is the source of this 4543-nucleotide messenger RNA. RefSeq names its product hydroxysteroid (11-beta) dehydrogenase 1-like a (gene hsd11b1la). The record is from RefSeq and is a predicted model, not a curated record. Gene Ontology annotation, molecular function: oxidoreductase activity. Lineage: Eukaryota; Metazoa; Chordata; Actinopteri; Siluriformes; Ariidae. The transcript is spliced from 7 exons. Gene Ontology annotation, cellular component: intracellular membrane-bounded organelle. The coding region runs from base 274 to 1143 and encodes 289 amino acids.